Saccostrea echinata is the source of this 1323-nucleotide messenger RNA. RefSeq lists its product as uncharacterized. The transcript has a single exon. The record is from RefSeq and is a predicted model, not a curated record. NCBI's taxonomy places the organism in Eukaryota, Metazoa, Mollusca, Bivalvia, Ostreida, Ostreidae. Bases 1 to 1323 code for a protein of 440 amino acids.
AUGGACAUUCAGGAAUUCAUUCCUCCGCUUUCAGAAGCACGUACUCUCUUGCUGAUUGGACGCGACCUGCCUGGCGCUCAUCAUGUUCUUGACCAGAGGGUUGGAUCAGGAAACGAGCCAUUUGCCCAAAGGCUAAGAUUGGGAUGGAUCAUUGUGGGUGAAACCUGCUUAGGAAAAGUUCACAGAAAUCGAAUAUCAGUGAAUAAAACAUUUGUUCUUGAUAAUGGACGUCCUACAGUGUUUAGACCAUGUGAAAACAGGAUUCAUGUUUCUGAGAAGUGGGACAGCAUAGGUUCGUCAGUAUUCUCCAGGAAUAAAGACGAUAACAAGGUCGGCCUCUCCAUUGAAGACAAGCAGUUCAUUCGAUUGAUGGAGAAGAGUUUACACAAGGAUACAGAUGGAAAUUGGGUAGCACCUCUACCGUUUCGUGAAAACCAUCCUCCGCUGCCUAAUAAUAGGCUACAGACACUUAACCGUGCUAAGAAUCUCCAUGCUAGUCUGUCCAAAGAUCCUGUAAAACUCCAGCACAUGGUGACAUUUAUGCAACGCGUAUUUGAAAGCAAGCAUGCAGAAGUAGCACCGCCAUUAACAAGUAAUGAAGAGUGUUGGUACCUACCAAUAUUUGGGGUGUACCACCCCCAGAAACCAGGUCAGAUUCGUGCUGUUUUCGACUCGUCUGCACAGUUUCAAGGACUCUCCCUGAAUAGCGUCCUCCUAUCUGGACCUGACCUUACAAACAAUCUGCUUGAUGUCCUUCUGAGAUUUCGUAUGGAACCUGUUGCCAUCUCGGGAGACAUACAACAAAUGUUCCGUAGCUUCCUAGUUGAAGAAACCCAUAGGAACUACCUGAGGUUUUUCUGGUAUCAAGACAACAAUCCAAGUAACAGUCUUAUAGAGUACCGCAUGAAGGUACAUGUAUUUGGGAAUCGACCUUCCCCAGCUAUUGCAAACUAUGGACUCCACAAGACAGCGGAAAUCAGUCUCGAGAAAUAUGGAAGUGAUGUGAGAGACUUUAUUCAGAGAAACUUUUAUGUGGAUGAUGGAUUGAUAUCCCUACCCACAUCAACUGAAGCAAUUGACUUGAUGACGCGUACUAUGUCUGCCCUUAAGAAUGAAGGAAAUCUACGCUUACAUAAGAUCGCUUCGAAUAAAGAAGAGGUAAUGAGUGCAUUUGCAAAUGAUGACCUUGCAAAGGACCUUAAGGAUCUGGACAUUGGCAAUGAACAACUUCCUGUACAGCGCAGCCUAGGAUUAAACUGGGACUUGAUGUCAGAUACAUUCACAUUUAGAGUGACUGGUGCUGAGAAACCUUACACACGUUGA